Messenger RNA from Adineta steineri, 3279 nucleotides. The record is from the annotation of a GenBank genome assembly. NCBI's taxonomy places the organism in Eukaryota, Metazoa, Rotifera, Eurotatoria, Adinetida, Adinetidae.
AUGAAUUACUUCAUAGUAAUCAGUAUUUUAGUAUUAUGGUACUGGCCAAAUGGAACAUAUGCUACAGUGAUCGUAACGCAGGCUAUGUAUACUCUGAAUACAAGCGGUGAUAAAUGUUAUUGUGUUCUUGAUUCAACAUGUGAUAUAGAUAAUAAACUUGUUGUUAGCCUUGAUGAUUUGGUGGAAAAUUUUUUUAAAAUGGAUUGGAAUCUUGAUAGUAUACGAUUCGGCUGUUCGAUUAUGGAUUCUGUAUUGAAAUCAUCAUUGAUGUGUUGGUUUGAAAAAACUUGUUUAGAUCAAUUACGAAUAGCUGUCAAUACAGCACAACUUCCAAUGUUCCCUUCUAUAACUCCACUUAAUUCAAGAUUAUCUAGUCGAUAUUCUCCAAAUACGUCAGUUGAAAUAAUUUUUAAUGAAAUUAUGAUUGAAAAAUGGAAUUUCUCUUCAUCAUACUCAAUUUAUUAUGAAAAAUGUAAACCUUCAUCUUGUUCAUUUACUUAUGAAAAAAAGACUAGUAUUAUCAGUCUUAUCGGUGGAAUUAAUGUUAUUCUUCGAUUAUUUUCUCCAUUAAUUAUUAAAAUUAUUUUUAAAUUUAUUGAUAGAUUAAAACAUAAGAAUUCAUUACAAAUCUCAACUAUACAACAAGAAAAUCAUCAAAAUUUUGGAAUUUGUAGUCGAGUAAUGGAUCGAUUAAAUGAUAAACUUUUAAUGAUAAAUUUAUUCGAUAAUGAAUCAAAUAAUAUUGAAACAAUUCGACUUGAACGAAUAUCAACAAAAAUUUAUUUAUUAGUUUUCUCAAUUUGUAUAUAUAGUAUAACAGUAUAUAUGCUAUUUUCGGAUAUAACUAUAGAUCAAUCUUUUUCAAAUCCUGUUGAGAAUGAUUAUGACAAUUUAUUUAUAUCUUAUUCAAAAUCACUUGAUUGUCCUUGUAAUAAAAUAUCAAUUACAUAUAAAGAUUUUAUAGAAAUCAGUACAACAUUUCAUCAAAUAUGUUCAAGUGAUUUUGUUAAUAUGAAGUGGAUUAACUAUUUAUUUCAUCAAGGAGAUUGGUAUUAUUAUGAACGACGUGAUAUUCAUGCACGUGGUAGUGUAUAUUUUUUAUUUCUUUCGAAUUUAUGUCAAAUUUCUCAAGUAACAAUUAAUACUGCAAUUGAACAAUUUCUGAAUGAAACAUUUAUCAAUACUGAAUUAAUAUCAGAAUCUGAAUUUAAUAUUCAAAUUGAAAAUAUUAUUUUACAAUUUCAAAACGUAACUUUAACAAAAUUUUCUCGAAGUUUAAAACUUCUACGUGAUAUAAUGAAUCGAAAUGCUUUUGUAUCUUCAUAUUUUUUAAAUUGGUAUUGGUGGAGAGACAUAAAUAGUAGCUUUACAACAAUUCCAAUUAGUCCAAUAAUAAUGAAAAAUGGAUGUUCAUGUGGAACACAAAGUGAUUGUAUUGAUUCAGGAGGAAUUUAUCAUAAUUUAGACAAUACUCCAAAAUUUGCAAUGCCUGGAUGGAAUAUUGGAUGUUCAGUUGUAGAAACAUUAUUAUAUUAUAUCACAACUGUUAGUUUUCAAUAUACUUAUAGAAUGAAUAUAUCAGCUAUGAAUUCUUCAAGCAUAAGUCGUUUUAAAACAAAUACAUUGAUUCAAACUAUAUCAGAUGAAUUGUUUAUUGAAGAAUGGAAAAUCAAUAGUUCCUAUUCAUUAUUUUAUAGUCAAUGUGCUCCGAUUUAUUGUUCUUAUGAAACUCAAAAGGAUGAUUACGCCAUUUAUAUUAUAUCAAAAAUUUUAGGUGUCAAUCAACGAAUAAAUAAAUUUAUUCAAGAUCGAAUUUUUACUAGUCGUUUAACAUUUGUCAAAUGGUUAUCAGAUCAUUUUCUUGAUCUAAUUUGUUGUGAUAUAAUAUACAAUCGAUUUUGUUUACAAAUUUUACCUGAAAUUCAUCAUAACAUCAGAUGGCUUGAUCUUGAAUCAACAUCGAUGAAACAUGUUUUAUGUGCUGCUCGUUAUCCUAAUUUACAUAGUCUCGGUCUUUAUAAUAUUCACGAGAAGUCGCUUCAAUAUCUUUUGACUGAUCAAAAUCUAUCAUCUUGUAUGUUCAAAAAACAAAUUAAAACACUUUUAAUUACAAUUGAUAAUAGCCGAGCAAUGUUAGAUACCGUUGUGAAUAUAGUUGAUGAUAUUCUGACUGUUUUCAUCAGUCUAAAUGAUUUAAUAUUAUACGAAUCAUUCUAUAAAAAUCGUCUACGCUUAUUUUUUCACAACCCACCAUCAUCAAGAUUUCAUUCAUCAACUCUUCGAAAAUUAAAUAUUAGAUUACAAUGUAUGAGUGAUUGUCUUUAUCUUCUCGAUGGUCGAUUUGAUCAACUUCAAACACUUCACGUUGAUUUGAUUAAUCUUUGUAAUUCAAAAGGGAUUCAAAAUGAUAAAGAUUUACCAAACUUAAAAGAUUUUUCUCUAUCAUCGAACGUCGAAAGUGAUACUUAUAGUGAAAGUAUUCUUCCUCUUCUCGGUCGAAUGCCUAAUCUCGAAGCACUGAGUUUGUAUUUUGCAGUGUGUGUUAAUGAAAAAUUUAUUGAUGGAAAUCAUUUGAUGAAUGAUAUUAUCGAUUAUAUGCCAUGGUUAAAUCAUUUUUCAUUUUAUAUCCGAUCAGUAAUGCAUCUUCGAAAUCCAAUCAAUUUACCAUCAACAAAAGAUAUUCAAAGUACAUUUGUUAACUUUUCUAAUCAUACAAUUAUCUCGUAUGUUGAUUACUUUCAAAAAGCAGAACAAGGUCAAUGUCAUAUUUAUUCAUAUCCAUCUUUUACGCCAUAUUAUAAUUCAAUCUCCAAUAAUUUUCCAGGUGGAUUAUUUAAACAUGUUCGUGCAAUAUCCUUAUAUGAUGAACAUCCUUUUGAACAUGAAUUUUUUCUUCAAAUUGUUCACUCAUUUCCAUCGAUGGAAAAACUGACAUUGACUAAUAGGGAACCACAAAAUGGAAAGCAAUUGAACAAUAAUAAUAAUAAUAAAAAUUUAUCUAUUAUUGAAUAUUCGUAUCUUCAUGAACUUAUUAUUAUCGAUGUUCAUAGUGAUUAUAUUGAAGAAUUUUUGGUAGAUACGAAAACGUAUUUUUCAAAGGAUAUUUUUCUUUCAAUCAACUAUGAAUCAUUAAAAUAUGUUACACAUAAUUUUACAAGAGAUGAUACUCGUAUUAAUUGUGCUAAAAUAAAUGAAUUAGAAUUAUUUCCUGCAUCACAAUCUACAAAUGUUUUAGGAGAUUAUUUUCCGAAUGCAAAUUUAUGUUUCUUAGAACAAUAA